Molecule: messenger RNA, 690 nt
Organism: Bactrocera tryoni
Lineage: Eukaryota; Metazoa; Arthropoda; Insecta; Diptera; Tephritidae
Product: gametocyte-specific factor 1 homolog
Exons: 2
Coding region: 71-535 (154 amino acids)
Source: RefSeq, a predicted model, not a curated record
GUUAUGAACGUUAUUUGCUCACGUUGUUUGUUUUAGAAAGGGCAAUUAAAGAGCUUAGGGAACACGAAAAAUGAAUACCCGUGAUGAACAUGUACAAUGCCCAUACGUUGCAUCCCAUUCGAUUUUGAAAAAACGUUUUCAGGUGCAUCUGGUGAGGUGCCGGAAGAAUUUUUUACAUGUUUCCAAGGUGACGUGCCCUUUCAAUGUGACUCAUAUCCUUAAUGAGCCGGAGCUUGAUUGGCACGUCCAAAAUUGUCCUGACCGCGCUGGUUAUGAGCAUUAUAGGCGCGGAGAAGAACAAGCUGCAGCGGAUGGGGCGACUACAUCAGCACAAACACGGGAAUACCCAUUGGAAACCGAAGAAAAUUGGGAUGACUUGCCGCCCGUGCCAACCUAUAAUCCACAGGAAUAUGCUGAAAAUGCUCAGGUUCUUCGAAAUUUACGAGGACAUUCCAAGUCCGUUAAAAAACAAUUUCGUUCAAAUGAAAGACUCCGUUUAAUGGGCAUUAAUCGGGACAAAGAAUUAAACCAAUAAAAAAACCUGAUGGAUAUGUUCCCUUCAUCAGGCUUAAAUUGGACAAUUACUCUACAGUAGAAGGGUAAAAACGACUUUAAAUACUAAAGCUUAGUAAUUGUAAUCUCAAUAUAGUAUUUUAUAUUGGUUUGACAACCCCAUAGUCAUGGACAGAA